Cylicostephanus goldi is the source of this 219-nucleotide messenger RNA. NCBI's taxonomy places the organism in Eukaryota, Metazoa, Nematoda, Chromadorea, Rhabditida, Strongylidae. The record is from the annotation of a GenBank genome assembly.
AUGGCAAUUUUUCAGAGUCUUCCAUCCCAUGCGGAGGUAAAAUUCCACUUUCUUUUAUCUGAAGCACCAGAAUCGUCUUCGAAUAACAAUCUCGAUGCGAGUGGACAAGAUAAAGAUAAGGCUAGACUACCCUCCAUAAUGAAACGACAAGAUCUACAAGAGAAACGUCAUCUUCUUCGUCCUGAUGAGGACGUCUAUGAGGAAAGCUUCGUGUUUUGA